CGUGUGCCUCUCGCGCCCCCCUGAGUCUUUCAGAGGAACGAGCCUCCUCCUGAUUGGCUGCGCGGUUGUCAGGACUGUUUACAGGAAACAUGGCUUCCCGGUCAGUUGGAGAGCUUCAAGAAAUGGAAGUGGACCGAAGAGGUGAGUCCGAGGAGUCUGGUGAUGAUGAGACCAGGAGGAAGAGUAUCAAUGGCGAUGUCGAUCCCAACCAGCCCACUUCCACAAGUAAAGAAGAGUCCCCUGUUGACAUGGACACCAUCACUUUGGAUCCAGACGAAGAGGAUGUUGAUCUUGUUCAUUGUCGUAUUGGAAAAAUUGAAGGAUUGGAGGUGUUACAGAAGGCAAAAACACUCUCCUUAAGGCAGAAUCUCAUCAAAAAGAUUGAAAACCUUGAGAGUUUGGGCUCACUGCACGAACUAGAUCUUUAUGACAAUCAGAUCCGCAAACUGGAGAACCUUCAACACCUCACAGAAAUGGAGCAGCUUGAUGUGUCUUUCAACAUCUUGAGGAAGGUGGAGGGGUUGGAGCAGAUGACUAGGGUGAAGAAACUUUUUCUGCUUCACAACAAAAUAGGCAGCAUUGCCAACCUGGAACACUUGACGUGCCUGGAGAUGCUGGAGCUGGGCUCAAAUCGCAUUAGGGUCAUAGAAAACCUGGAUACACUCUCUUCUUUGCAAAGUUUGUUUCUUGGAACCAAUAAAAUAACAAAGCUUCAGAAUCUGGACGGUUUACACAAUCUUACGGUUUUAAGCAUUCAGAGUAACCGUAUUACCAAAAUUGAGGGUCUACAGAACCUUGUCAGCUUGAGAGAACUCUAUCUGAGCCACAAUGGCAUUGAGGUCAUCGAGGGAUUGGAAAACAACAAAAAACUUACAACCCUGGACAUCGCAGCCAAUCGAGUAAAGAAAAUUGAAAAUAUCAACCAUCUGACAGACCUGCAGGAGUUUUGGAUGAACGAUAAUCAGAUAGAUAACUGGUCGGACCUUGACGAGUUGAAGAAUGCCAAGUCCCUUGAGACGGUCUACCUUGAAAGAAACCCUCUACAGAAGGAUCCACAGUACCGGCGAAAGAUAAUGCUGGCGCUGCCCACCGUACGCCAGAUCGACGCCACCUUCAUCCGCUUCUAAGCUACAGUGAACCGUUCAGCUGCCAAAUUCAGUGUUUGCCCCUCACCACCCUGCCUGCCCUCCUUAAAUACAAAGUUCAUUUUAAAAAUCCUCAGCUUCACUGAAUCAUAUAGUCAGUCUUUAAACACACACACAUUCCAUCACCAAACUUCCCCUUGGCUCACUGAACAUACAUGUAUGCAUGUAUGCACUACUUCACACCUCAAUCUAUGCUAUUGUGUGAAAGCUUAUUUAUUAAUUAAGCUGAGUAUAAACUGUGAAAAGGAAUUCAUACAGUGACAUUUGCCAAUUUACUCUUUUUAUUUUUUCAUUGAUUUUGCAUGUGGGAUACAAAACAGAUCUGUCUUCUUUUCUCAAUCACUCAGUGCCCAUCAGGAAAAAUAGAAGUCUUAUUUAGCUUGUUGUUGAGGUUGCACUGCUAUCAGAUGUGAGGAAGACUUGCAUUCUGUGGAUUUUUGUAUUUAACCCUUUUGAUCACACAUGAUGACACUGUUCUUAUUAACAUUAAGACAGGUCCACGAACACAAUCUAAUUUACAUAUUUAAACUUUUUAAAUCAUUUUCUUCUUAUUUGGUUCCAACAAGCUUCGUAAACUUCCUGAAUGGGCUGUUAAACUUUCAAAGAAACAUUUACAAUUAUGGUGAAAAUGCAGCACUGAUGUAAUACAGAUUUCAGUCAGUUCUAUAUACGUAGUGGCACAUGGUUCAUCUUAAGCAAAAAUGAAAUGAAACUUAAAACUAUAAAUAAUGAUAAACUGAAUUUUAUCAUCAAGGGAAAAUGUUGAUGUCCAGCAGCCUUGUAUGUUCCUUUUCCUGAUAUUACAUGUAUCCAUUUCCCACUUUGUGGUUAAUAUGAGUGACCUCUGCAGUAAAAUCAAGUUCAUGAGAACACAAAACUCAGUAAAUGUAGCCAUGAGAAUGGUUCAGUUAUGAGUGGUGUCUUCCCACCCUCCCUCAUUUUUGUUUUAUUUAACCCAUCAACACAUCACUGAUUACAGGUUUUCUUUUGACUUUGUGACUUUGUGUGUUCAUCAAUGUAAAUUCACCUGAUAACAUAAAAUGUAGAUUGUUUUUGAAGUUGAAUUCACAUACUAGCGGCUGGACUGGUUUCAAAUAAGUGGUGUUAAUUAAUGUAAGAUAAUUCACAUCAGACUGUUGACAUUGACCGUUUCAAAAAACAUUUCGAGGUUCCAAAUUUUAGGAUGUUUGUAGGCACAGAUAAUCUAAUUCGGCCAUCAGUAUCGCAUCAAAAUAGACACUUCUGUUAAUCUAAGAAAAUUGACAUCGUUUUUCUUAUGGCCCCAUGUAUAUAAUACUUGUGUGCACUUGCUUUACUCCCCUACAAUUUAAAAGUGAUGCAGCUUUUGUAUAGAAAUAAAUUCCCACCUCAGGGUUCCAAGGUCACACAUGGAUGUGGUUCAGAUGCAUCAGAUCUCUGUGCAUUUCUUGGUUUACAUGCUGAAGGCUUAACUAAGUGCUUUCUGUGUAAUAUAAGAUACUGAUCAUCAUCAUCAUCUAAUAGGAAGGGAGAAACAUUACAAUAUAGUGAUUUGUGUUGUAGCUCAGAAUAAGCUCUUUUUGGAAGGAAGUUAACUUUAAAGCUUACAACUUUUAAACCCAAUCGUUCGUGGUAAUUGAUCAUAACUCAACUCUACAGGAUCUAUGAGCUCAUAUGAGACUAUCAACAACAGUGAAGGACAUUGUGCAUUGUUGAUAUGAAUGUAAUGUUAUUUUAUUUUCAUCUUAAAGAUAAGUUUACAACUGGCCAGUGGGAUUGCUAGCAUCACUUUUGUAUUUUGUAAAUAUAGUUUGGACAUAUGAUGUAGAGAGUCAGUGCCAUCAAUCACCUCCCCUUUGUAAAGUGAAAUCAAUUCAAUUCAAUUGUUUUCUAUUUUUUUGCUAGGCAGCAUUACAGAUUUGUGUGAAAUACCAUAAUUAAGAUACCCCGACCUUAACUGGUUGCUGACUGCGCAAUUAUUAAAUUGCUAGUAGUUCAUUGUUAUUAGAACUGAUUCUUCAGGUUUUGGACUUGGUUGAAACUGUUUUCAAACUGAAUGUAUUAUGCAAAUAACAAUAAAAUGACACUACUACAUGAGAA
Messenger RNA from Notolabrus celidotus (New Zealand spotty), 3224 nucleotides. It is a transcript of the gene ppp1r7, whose product is annotated as protein phosphatase 1, regulatory (inhibitor) subunit 7. The record is from RefSeq and is a predicted model, not a curated record. Lineage: Eukaryota; Metazoa; Chordata; Actinopteri; Labriformes; Labridae. Gene Ontology annotation, molecular function: protein binding. The transcript has 10 exons. The coding region runs from base 90 to 1127 and encodes 345 amino acids.